AUGCAGUGCAUUACCAAUUUACUUGCCCUGAACUCAUCCGAUUCAACUACGGUGCCUCUACAAGAUCUGUUGCCUAAAGAAACUUUCUUUGAGAACUUGGAUCUCUACCAGUGGGAAGGCUUCUGGUACAGACCAAAACACCUUGAAGCUGCAAAAGCCUUCCGCUCACAAUUUGAAGCCAAAAAUGAUGACAUUUUUUUGGCAUCCGCCAUGAAAACAGGUAGCACAUGGCUGAAAGCUCUUUGUUUCAGCAUCAUGCAGAGGCAAUGCAAAGUUGAUGGCAAGGAGUACGAGGACCUUCUGACAAAGAACCAUCCUGCCCAUUAUGUCAAGACCUUAGAAGUCCAGCUAUAUACAGCAAAUCCACCUCCUGAUCUUUCAGGUAUGCACUCUCCAAGACUCUUCCACACUCACAUGCCUUAUAAGGCCAUGCCUGAAUGCAUUAAAUACACAGAGUGCAAGAUUGUGUACAUAGCCCGAAACCCUAAAGACACCAUUGUGUCGAUGUGGCACUUUAUGAACACUCUUAGAACGCCUGAACAAGGUCCUUAUCCACUAGAGGAUGCAUUUGAAAGCUUUGUUAAUGGGGUCUGCCAUUUUGGGCCAUUCUUUGACCAUGUUUUGGAGUAUUGGAAUCAGAGCUUAAAGAUGCCUGAGAAAAUACUGUUUUUGAAAUAUGAGGAUAUGAAAAAGGACCCAAAGAAGCAAGUAAUGAGGCUGGCUUCGUUCCUGAGAAAGCCGUUUGACAAUGAAAAGGAGGUCGAGGAGGUGAUUCGAAGAUGCAGCUUGGAGAGGCUCAAGAACCUGGAAGUGAACAAGAAUGGGAUUGAUCCUUGGGUCGGGAUGCCAAACAGUUCUUUUUUCAGGACUGGGAUUAUUGGGGGCUGGAAAGACUUCUUGACAACAGAGAUGUCUGAGCGCCUUGAUCAAAUUGCCCUCAGCAAGUUAGAGGGAUCUAGUCUUAGCUUUGAAUAUGAUGCUAUAUAG
Molecule: messenger RNA, 987 nt
Organism: Prunus mume (Japanese apricot)
Lineage: Eukaryota; Viridiplantae; Streptophyta; Magnoliopsida; Rosales; Rosaceae
Source: RefSeq, a predicted model, not a curated record